Molecule: messenger RNA, 2103 nt
Organism: Gigantopelta aegis
Lineage: Eukaryota; Metazoa; Mollusca; Gastropoda; Neomphalida; Peltospiridae
Product: b(0,+)-type amino acid transporter 1-like
Exons: 14
Coding region: 1-1566 (521 amino acids)
Biological process (GO): amino acid transmembrane transport
Cellular component (GO): membrane
Molecular function (GO): L-amino acid transmembrane transporter activity
Source: RefSeq, a predicted model, not a curated record
AUGGACAAACAAGAAUAUGAAGGGUUCAAGCUCACCGUGUCUGAUACGAAACGUGUCAUCUUGUCACAACAAGGAAUCAGCGAUGUCCACAAAAGAUCGAAGGGUUCAAAUACAGUCGAUAAUGAUGCGAAACACGAAAAGAAUGGCAACGUGGUUGUGGAACAAAUCACAAUGGGGAAGCAUGUUGGGCUGCCCAGCGGGAUUUCUCUCAUAGUGGGAACCAUCAUUGGUUCUGGUAUAUUCAUAUCACCGAAGAGCGUUUUGAAAGACACUGGUUCCAUUGGUCUCUGUUUGAUUGUCUGGGCCGCAUCUGGGAUUAUUGCUCUUUUCGGUGGGCUAGUUUACGCCGAGCUGGGUCUGGUGGUGAAGAAGUCGGGUGGGGAGUACGCGUACAUUCGCGAGGCGUUCGGCAACGUGCCCGCCUUCCUGUUCGCCUGGACGUCGGUGGUGGUGAUCAGGACAUCGUCGCUCAGCAUCAUCUGCCUCACGUUUGCCGAGUACGUGGACACGUUCUUCGAGAUGUGCGGACAGCCAGAGAUACCCAAGAAACUCGUGGCUGCCCUGGCAAUAGUGACGGUUGCCUUGGUGAAUGGCUACAGCACGAACCUGGCGGCGCGGGUCCAGGUGGUGUUCACGGUGGCCAAGCUUCUCGCCCUCGUGGUCAUCAUCAUCGGCGGCAUUGUGAAGCUAGCUCAGGGAUCACGAAAGGAAUUAGACACUGGAUUUCUUGACACCAACGAAUCGCCAUCAACCAUAGCUCUGGCAUUCUACGGAGCUCUGUGGGCAUACGAUGGGUGGAACAACCUAAACUAUGUGACAGAAGAACUCCAAAACCCUAAAAGAAAUCUGCCAAUAGCUAACAUCACCGGCGUCGUCUUGGUAACGGCUGUCUACAUCAUGACCAACAUCUCCUACUUUGCUGUUAUGACCAGGCAGGAACUGUUAGAUGCUCCCGCAGUUGCUGUGCUGUGGGGUGAUCGAGUGAUCGGUGCCGCGGCUGUUCUUAUUCCAGUAGCGGUGAUGAUCUCCACGUUCGGGGCGGCUAAUGGUACAGCGUUUACGGCAAACAGAGUCACCUACGUAGCGGCAAGAGACAACAACCUGCCUGCGAUUCUGUCUUAUAUCCAUUACAAGAACCGAACACCUUUACCAUCCAUGAUUUUCACGUGCACCUUGUCCCUGAUGAUGAUAAUCCCGGGUAACAUUGGAAGUCUGAUAGAUUUCUUCAGCUUCACCGCCUGGAUGUUCUACGGGAUGGCAUUUACUGCUCUCAUCGUUCUCAGGUUUACCAAGAAGGACGCAGAAAGACCAUACAAGGUUCCAAUACCUAUACCAAUUCUCAUGGUCCUGGUGGCUCUUUAUCUGGUGAUCGCUCCCAUUGUGGAAGAACCUCGGAUCGAGUUUCUGUAUGCCCUCCUCUUUGUCCUGGGCGGUCUCAUUUUCUACGUACCUUUCGUACAUUUCAACAUUAAAUUAAAAGUCGUUGAAUACAUAACAAUAUAUUUACAAUUGUUUCUUGAAGUCGUCCCAAGUCCGUAUGUGCACGAAGAGUCUGAAUUGAAUUAGCAGCAAAUUGUUUUCUACACGUGGAGUUUUAAAAUACUGGUAUUCCAUGAAUUGCCAUACAUACAUGCAUAUGCCUAUGGUAUAAGUUUGUAUCGAGAAACAUAACCAGUUGUUGUCCUACAGCUAGCCGAUUAGCCCGAGUACUCGGGACUGUAAGUGAGCUAGACUGUCAUUUGUAGCGAGAGCGUCAUAACCGUACAAAAUUAAUGUCCGUCUAGCUCUCUUACAGAGUACUCGGGCUACUAGCCGAUAAGCUGCAUUUACAUUUAAAAUGAAAAGCAAAGCAAACCUAAACCGGCAUUUGUUAACAUUUUAUCAUAAACAGAAAAAAGGUUUGCAAUAGUAGAUAAUGGACGUACAGCUUAUUGUUUAAAGCCGAUGACACUAGUUUUUAUGGUAAGUACCGUUUUUGUUGGUAUAAGUUUGUUUGUUUUGUUUAACGACACCACUAGAACACAUUGAUUUACUGAUCAUCGGCUAUUGUAUGUCGUACAUUUAGAGCCGAAUUUACAAAGCCUGUUUCUCUUACACACAUAU